Messenger RNA from Aedes albopictus (Asian tiger mosquito), 3771 nucleotides. RefSeq lists its product as uncharacterized. The record is from RefSeq and is a predicted model, not a curated record. The transcript is spliced from 3 exons. Gene Ontology annotation, molecular function: zinc ion binding; nucleic acid binding. Lineage: Eukaryota; Metazoa; Arthropoda; Insecta; Diptera; Culicidae. Bases 1485 to 3281 code for a protein of 598 amino acids.
UUGACCAGACAUAGUUUUGCAGUGUGAUAGAAGUAAUAGAUUUCAAAUCACCAUCUACUGCAUCAAGUCCAUUAAAUUACAGUAUAGGGAAUCGCGCCACUUGGGCGGUGGCUUCUAUAUUCGUCUGUUUUCCACUAUAACUCAGUAAAAUUUGAACCAAUUGACACAAUUUUUGGAAUGUGGUGAGAUAGGUAUAGUAUCUACCCAUGUAAAACAUUUCAAGUCAAUUGGUUCAAAAUUGACUGAGUUAUAGUGGAAAACAGACGAAUAUAGAAGCCACCGCCCAAGUGGCACGAUACCCUACUCAACUAUCGCAAUAGAAUAAUAGCAUGGAACGAACUCACUAUAUUAUAUUGCAGUGCACUAGCUAAUGAAACCUUUUGUUUCGAAUAGACGCGUGAAUAACAAAAUCAGGUAUGUAUUUGUUGUAUAACAGUUAAGUUGAUGUAAUGAACAAAACUCUCAGAUUGAGAGUUCAAUAAGCAUGCAAUACAAUACAGGGCUCAGUCGAGUCUAGUGCAUGAAACAGACAAGAAGCCUUUCAAGAUUAUCAUCCGAAAACCUUUAUAACCCGUAGUAAAGCCAUAGUCCGGAGUGACCUUCUAGUAGUUUUUAAAAAGUGUUUUAAGUAUAAAACAGUGGCGACGAGAAAAAUACGUUUUAACGCGUUUGAAAUCAAAUUAGAAUAACAAUUUUUUUUUUCCUAGUCGUGUUUCGCGAUAGUGUGCUGUUCUACAAGUCGUCCACAUGGUGUGGCAUAAGUGUAGAAUCAGUAGCUGAUCAUUCUGCAUAGUGUUUCUUUAUAUAAUUUAUUUUUAGCAGUGAAUCUUGCUUGAUUAAAACGGGCAGAAAGAUCCGUAGGUUUUAGUGGAAAUUGAAAUUCUGCAGUUUUGUCAGGAAAACGCGUAGUUCGGUAGUUCACGCCAUUUUGUACCUUUGUUCUCGGUCCCUGUAUAGAGAAAAGAAGGAGAACAAGGAGAGCAAAUGCAAUAGUCCACCAUUUAGUUUUGCAAAUUGUUGAAGUGUAUCGUGGUGUUCGACGGCCAGCAGCCUGAGAGCCGGCCAAAGAUCUGCUAAGUAGGCUUGGUAGCGGUGAGCUCCUGGUGGUGAGAAGAGCAGUAUACAGUGUAAGAGUAUAACAGCCAAUUGUGUGAGUUAUAAACCUGCUAAGCGGUGAGUACCUGGUGGUGAGACGAGCAGUGUUCAUCUGUGAGUAAGGAGAGUUGUAUGAGAAUAAAUUGUGCUAUUCAGUGUGUUCAACAAAGUAUACAAACGCGGUGAUCAACAAGCAACGAUAGCGGCGUAGAGGAGCACUCACAGGAGACCAGUGAGCGUUGAGAUAUUUGCGGAGUUGACAAGAAUAGCGGAGCGCUCUAUCACCGGCUGCGUUUAUAGGAAUCCAUCGACGGUAGUGGAGCGUGAGUAACUACUAAUUCAAGUAAGUGACCACCUUUUUGUUAUUUUAGAUCGGCAAAUACUCUCUAAUGGCACCAACGGGUUUGAUCGGUGUGUUAGACCACUACGUGGUGGGAAGAUCAUUCACGAAUUACAUAAAGCGAUUUGAUAUUUACUGCAAAAUUAAUAACGUGCCCGAAGACCAAAAGCGAUCAUAUUUUAUUACUCUUAGUGGUGAAGCAGUAUAUGACGAACUAGCUAAACUUUACCCUGAUGUAGACGUAGAGACCGUUAGCUAUGCCGAUAUAGUAAAAAAACUCAAAUCACGUUUUGAUAAAGUCGAUCCAGCUCUUAUGCAAAGGUAUCGUUUUUAUACCCGUUUUCAAGGUCCAACAGAGUCUAGCGAAAAUUUUGUGUUAGCUGUAAAGCUGUUGGCAGAACAAUGUAAUUUUGGGCAAUUUAAAGAAACGGCAAUAAGAGACAGGUUGAUCAUGGGUCUUGGCGACAAAACGUUACAAUACAAACUGCUAAUGGAGGAUGAUUUGAGCAUGGAGGCUGUUGAGAAGAUGAUUAUUAACAGUGAAGAUGCAGGCAAUCGUGUGAGAAUAAUGAAUGAAGGUAGCGCUUCGAAUGUACAUUCUGUAAAGCAUCGGAUUGGCAGACGAAACGAACCAGAGAGUCACGAUAAUUGGCAUACGGAUAAUCGUUAUAGGCACAGAAGCAAUAGCAGGGGAAGACAAGUUUCCAGAAACGCAUACAAAAGGUGGGAUCGUUCGACUUCUCGGGACCAAAAGAAAAAUUUCCAUGCAAACGCUAUUUGCAAUUAUUGCAAACGCAAGGGUCAUUUGAAAAGAGAUUGUUUUCAUUUCAAGAAGUCUAUUGCAGUAAAUUCUGUUGUUGAGCCGCAACCUGCAAUGGACGAUGUUGCUCACUAUUACAAGCGUAUGAAAGUUAAAAAAUCUAGCGACGAAGAUAACUCAGAUUAUGAGUGUCUGAUGAUUAAAGCCGUAAACAGUGUUAGUGAGCCAUGUUUAAUUAAAGUUUCAGUAAACGAUGAGUGUUUAGCGAUGGAAAUGGAUACUGGUUCGGUAGUGUCAGUAAUAGGCAAAAAUACAUACUACGAAAAAUUCUCAAAAAUACCACUCUCAAAUUGCACACGCAGACUGGUGGUAGUCAGUGGAUCACGUUUAAAAAUACUCGGAGAGUUGGAAGUUUUUGUAUCUGUGAACAAUAAAACUGCUGUAGCUAGAUUGAUCGUAUUGCAGACUGAUAAUAAUUUCACCCCACUUAUCGGGAGAGAUUGGAUGGAUUUGUUUUUUCCUCACUGGCGUAAAGGUUUGAUUGGAUUGGAAGCAGUUAAACAAGUAGGCUUUGAAGACGAUAAGGAGCAACUUUUAGGUUACGAAGCUGAACUUAUCCUAAAAAAUGAUCAGCCAAUUUUCAAGCGUGCUUACGAGGUACCAUACAAAAUCCGUGACAAACUGUUGAACCACUUGGACAUGCUAGAAAAGCAGAACGUAGUUACUCCAAUAGCAGCAAGCGAGUGGGCGUCUCCAGUAAUCGCCGUUAUGAAGAAAGACGGCGACAUACGCAUGGUGAUCGAUUGCAAGAUUUCUCUCGGGCAUCAAACUGUUACAGCUCAUCGAAAUCAACUAAAAUUGAUUCAUGAUCAGCGGCGUAGCUCUAUGGUUCUUAUGCCAUUCCACGAACGGAAGCGAAGACGUGAUUCGAUCGAAUUAGAAGAUCCGUUUAUUGGAUUUCCAGAUGUUCCACACGUUCCAGAACAACGAGAAACCAAGAAGCGGAAGCUGAUCAGUGUUGCUCGCAGUCCAGUUAUUACCAGAAGUGCUACGCGAUCGAACCAAGAAGAAAAAGUGCUUGAGUAGUUAAAAUUAAAUGAUACUGAGCCCGGUUAACCGUAGCGGUAUUAUCUGAAUUGAAUGAAUAAUUAUUUUAAGUUAACUUAUAUUCGGCAAUUGAAUUGCAUUCAGAAUUUCAAAGAAAACAUUGAAUUUGUAUUUGUCCUACAUUAUUUCAAAUAAGUUAUUAUUUUCUCAAAGAAGGGAGAAUUGUUGUAUAACAGUUAAGUUGAUGUAAUGAACAAAACUCUCAGAUUGAGAGUUCAAUAAGCAUGCAAUACAAUACAGGGCUCAGUCGAGUCUAGUGCAUGAAACAGACAAGAAGCCUUUCAAGAUUAUCAUCCGAAAACCUUUAUAACCCGUAGUAAAGCCAUAGUCCGGAGUGACCUUCUAGUAGUUUUUAAAAAGUGUUUUAAGUAUAAAACAGUAUUUAAUAAAGGAAAGUCAAAGCACACUGACAAUGUGACGGAAAAACGAUCCUUUUUCGCACUGUCUACGGCAUUGCCAUAAAUAGAUC